Molecule: messenger RNA, 2676 nt
Organism: Aspergillus tanneri
Lineage: Eukaryota; Fungi; Ascomycota; Eurotiomycetes; Eurotiales; Aspergillaceae
Product: putative DNA mismatch repair protein
Exons: 3
Coding region: 1-2676 (891 amino acids)
Biological process (GO): mismatch repair
Cellular component (GO): MutLalpha complex
Molecular function (GO): mismatched DNA binding; ATP hydrolysis activity; ATP binding
Source: RefSeq, a predicted model, not a curated record
AUGUCGAUCACGGCUCUUCCUCAGUCGGCCGUCCAAGCUAUCGGCUCCACGUCUGUCAUCUCAGACCCGUGUUCAAUCGUGAAGGAACUGUUAGACAAUGCCUUGGAUGCCUUCGCUACAUCUGUAGGUAUUGAAAUUUCUCAAAACACGCUCGAUGUGGUCCAGGUAAAAGAUAAUGGGCAUGGCAUUCCCUCCAAUGGCCAUGCCUUCGUGUGCAGACGCACCUUCACUAGCAAAAUACAAACACUGGAAAAUCUAGCGAAGGUCGGGGGAAAGACUCUUGGUUUUAGAGGCGAAGCUCUAGCCAGUGCUGCUGAAGUGUCUGGAGGUGUGAAUAUCUUCACCAGGGUUGAGACAGAGUUAGUUGGCUCGUCCAUCAAAUAUGGAAGGAAAGGAGAGCUCAUUAGUUCUGAACGUACAUCGCACCCUGUGGGCACUACUGUUCGAAUAACCGACCUAUUCAGAUAUAUCCCAGUUCGGAGACAAGCUUCUCUGAAAAAUCCUGCUAAGACUAUUGCGAAAAUUAAGAGAAUGAUACAAUCAUAUGCCAUGUGUUAUCCAUCAAAAAGGCUUUCCUUAAAAAUCCUUAAGGCGAGGACUGACAACAAUAAUUGGGUUUAUGCUCCGGGGCAGAGCGCAACACUUAUGGAUGCAGCAUUGAAGGUUGCUGGUACUGAUGUCGCCUCCAACUGCAUUGAAAAGAAAUGGCCCCCUGAAGAAUCUAUGGAUGCUGAUCAGCUGCGAACUGAGUAUACUGUUUCAGACUAUCGAUUGGUUUCACUACUUCCAGGUCCUAAUUCUGAAUUCACGAAGAUGAAUAACACAGGCCAAUACCUCAGUAUCGAUGGCAGGCCUAUAUCCUCUACCCUGGGAAUUGGCCAAGAUAUUGUGAAGAUCUACAAAUCAUAUAUACGCACGGCUGCGUCCGGGGAGACAUCCCGGACAACAGCGAAUCCGUUCCUGUGCCUGCAAAUCCGGUGUCCUGAAGCAAGUUAUGAUGUGAAUAUAGAACCAGCCAAAGACGAUGUGUUGUUCGAAAAUCCCCAACGAGUCCUUUCCAUCGUGGAGGAUCUCUUUAGAGCUACGUAUGGCGAGAAAGGAAAUUCCAGUGACAAACGUUUACCCCCGAAAGAUAGGAAGGCGCCAAAUGAUAAUCGAUUUGAACUGCUCCUGGCUCGAAGAGAAGGCAAUGAAUCCACGCUAUACAACGAUAUGAAUACAGGGUCAUAUUUAGGUCCAUUUAAAACCGCUCGCUCGUUGACUCGGCAAGCCCAUUCCAACUCUCCAAUUCAGUCUCGAGAGUAUUUGGAAAUACCCGAAGCCAUAAACGCUGGGGUGCAAAAAGAUCUUAGUGAUCAAGAGGCCUUAAAUCCGUGGUCGCUGGCAAAACCGAACACCCCAAUUCUUCAGGGCAGCCAUAAUCUUUUGAAUAAGUCUGGCGCCCGCUUGUCAACGUGCCAUCCUGUUAGGAGCCCCGGAGAAAAGAGAAAGGAGUCACGAGACGCGCCGCGAAAGAGCUCGCUGAGCUCCUUUUUGCCUACUCCAUCGGAGUCCCCAAACAGUUCUUCAAUUUCCCCAGCCUCAACCACAACCUCACAGAUAUCUAAGGUUUCUCCAACUAAGAGAAGAAAUGGGCAUUAUGAUAACGCAUCUAGAGACCGUGACAAACAGCGAUAUGGCAAUGGCGCACUGGAUACUUGGUUUGGAAAAAUCACCCAGGCCACUCUACCUUGGGCAGUGGUAGACGAGCCUCUGGAUCAAGCUGAUCAGCCAUUGUUAACUGAACUAACGCGGGAGAAAUUUGAACAACCAUCUAAGGAAACUGAAUAUGCACCGCCGGGUUUAUCAACUCCAGAUCCUUCAGUAAAUAGACAAGAUACCUUGUCAUCCUCCGAACUAGAAUCACAGAGACCUAGGGAAAUGAAUAUUGACUCACGGGCAAGAGGAAAGAGGCAGCAACAGCCUGUUCUUGAACAAUGGUCAGCUAGGCUGCAUCAACUAUCAAAAUCUGGCCUGGCUGGACUAGAAGAUGCGCUUGAUUUCGAGAACCGAAAGAAGGAGGCUAUCCAGAAAAGACGAGAGAAUGUCAAGAAUGGUUCAUUCUCUAAGGGCUUUAAAUCCCCACACCUCAGCAGGUACCUUGCUGCUCGAGCUGCAUUGGCUCCUGUACCUGAGACACUAGACUCUGCCAAUGGCGAUAAAAAUCCGCAGAUUCCUUUAUCAGAUAGCAGAAUGAAGCAACAAGCCUUCUCAAACGCAACAUCGAAAUCCAACUUGAGCCCAUUUGAUCCAAGAUCAUACCUCAUGCGUCGUCAGAGCCACCAACGGGGCGAUAUAUCUCGAAAGUCAAGUGUUCGUCAUAUCAAUACCAAUAAAUUGCCGUUUGAGACAAUCCCAGAGGACCAAGAAUUGCAUAGUAUAGGGUUGAAACAUUCUGCAAAUAUGUCACUGAUGUCUAAAUUGUUCAAAAUAACAUAUACUCCGGAUUUAUAUACUCGAACCGGGGUCGAGUUUGAAUCUUUCGCCACAUCCGACCUCGAGCCAGGUCUCACUGAAACGUGGGCAAAUCGAUUGUAUUCAAUGAUUGAAGACAAAUACAAGUCCAAAGAAGGAUCAACUCUACCGAGUGUGCAGUUUAAUUUUUCUGCAUUACUCCGCUCGGAGGAGAAUCCAUGA